Trypanosoma theileri is the source of this 1701-nucleotide messenger RNA. RefSeq names its product metal transporter CNNM4. The coding region runs from base 1 to 1701 and encodes 566 amino acids. The record is from RefSeq and is a predicted model, not a curated record. The transcript has a single exon. Gene Ontology annotation, biological process: magnesium ion homeostasis. Lineage: Eukaryota; Euglenozoa; Kinetoplastea; Trypanosomatida; Trypanosomatidae.
AUGAAAUCCUUUUUUCCUUUAUGGACUGCCAUUAUAGUAGCAAUAGCAGCCACAACAGCAGUUAUGCGGGUGGUGGAUGCUGCUGUCGAGAAGGAGGAGGGGGAGGAAGAAGAAACUAUGAAUGGUGUGCAGUGGGCCUAUCUCAUCAUUGCGGAUGGUGUUCUUUUACUCUUCGCAGCCUUAUUCGCAGGAUUAACACUUGCAAUCAUGGGACUUGACACACUUUCUCUCGAGAUUAUUGCCGAUAGUGGGUCUGAACCAGAUAAAACAUAUGCAAGUAAAAUUUUACCUAUACGUCGGUUAGGUAAUCAAUUACUAUGUACAUUAAUUCUUGGUAAUGUCAUGGUCAAUACUUUAAUUGCACAAAUUACAGAUUCUCAUAUUCAUGGUUGGGUAGCUACUAUUGUAUCAACAGCUUUAACUACAGUUGGGGGUGAAGUACUUCCUCAAGCACUAAUGUCUGCUCAUGCACUUCAGGUUGGAUCUAAAAGCGUUCCUAUUGUAAAGUUUUUUGUACUAUUAUUUUAUCCAGUUUGUAAACCACUUAGUGUGGUUUUAGACCGUUUUAUUGGAACAGAUCCUGGACAAAUUUAUGAACGAAAUGAACUUAAAAAACUCAUGUUUAUGCAUGCUGCACGAGGAUCUGAAUCCGGUCUUGGUGAACGAGAAGUAGAUCUCAUGAUGGGAGCAAUGGAACUUCAUGAAAAAACAGUAAUGGAUGUUUUAAGACCUAUUUCAGGAGUCCUUAUGCUUGAAGCGAGUGAACCACUUAAUGAAGAAACUAUACAAUUAAUUUCUGAACGUGGUCAUAGUCGUAUUCCUAUUUACCAAGGAGAUAAAAAUAAUAUUAUUGGGGUUCUUUUUGCUAAAGAUUUAUUAAUGGUUGAUCCUCGUGAAAAUACUCCUGUUUUAUUACUAGUAAAAUUUUAUAAUAGAAGGUGUCAUAUAGUUCCAUCCGAGACGAAACUUAUAUCUAUGCUUAAUUAUUUUCAAACAGGAAAGUCACAUAUGGCAUUGGUUCAAGAAGUACAACAACGACCAUAUGGUGAUCCAUAUUAUGAAGUAAAAGGACUUGUUACAAUGGAAGAUGUUAUUGAAGAACUUAUUCAUAGCGAAAUAUUUGAUGAAUAUGAUACUGAUCCUCAACUUUCUUUCCCUGCACCUCAAAUUCCAAUGAAAAGACAAGUCGGUCUAACCCCAAAGUGUUCUCGUAGAAUUAAUAUGAGUGCAAAUCAACUAAAGGCAUCUGCGUUAUUUCUCUGGGAAUCAUUACCAGAUUUAAACCGAUACUCACGAGGUGCAGGAUCGGUAUUAUCACAAGCUAUUAGUCUACAUGGAGCUGUUUAUAGGGUUCAUCCACCACCAGAUGCACGUGGACUUGAUCAAGAAGACAAAGCAAAUAUUUGGCUUUAUCGUUCUGGUAUGCCUUCUGACGUAUUUACGUUGGUUGUCACAGGUAAAGUAGAAGUUUUUGCAGGAAAAGAAGAAAUACGAAUGGAGUUACCCUCAUGGUCUAUAUUAGCUGCUGAUGCACUCACAAAUCAGUUAUAUAUCCCUAAUUUUAGCUGUCGAGUUGUACAGGACAGCGUUCUUUUACAAAUUACACGUACAUCCUACCAGGAUAUUCUGGCAAUGCUGCCUGGUAGCUGUUGUGUUAGCAGUAGUGGAGACCCAUUGCCUCUUGGUACUAAUGGGAAUUAG